UUUUUUUUUUUUUUUUUUUUAAAUUAAGAAAUUAUUAUUAAAUAAGUAAUUAAAUAAAAAUAGAAAAUAUCAACAAUUUCAUGUAUAAUUUUAUUUUGCCACGUAUUUUUUUUUUAAUUGAAAAUUUUUUCCACGUCAUCGCGUGAGUGCAAUACAUACUUCAGUCUUUUGCUGAUUGACAAAAAAAAAAAGACCAAUUGAAUUAAAGUUUGAGGGGUUUAGAGGUCUGAUAGAUACAGACUAUAGUUAAGGUAUUUAAGUAUGUCUAUUGAUGCGUAUUGCCAAAAAUCUACAUAGCUAUUUACAUGAUGGUGACUUCGUUCACUUGCAUCAACAUAUUGACACACUAUCAGUGAGCUAGUGAGAAUGACACAACUCUGGUCCACAUGCCACUACCAUAGCUUCCAGGAAUGGUGUUUGAUAGAUAUCUUUCUAUUCAUUGAAGUAGUAGAUAUUCGAGAUUAUUUUAGGUAUUACUUAUUUAUCUUAUUAUAAUAUUAGUUAACAUCAAAUAGCCUAGGUAAUAAAGAAAGUUGCGAGGUUAUUUUAGAUAUUUCUUACUUAUUCAGCUAUAUUUAAUUUGCUAAUAUCAAAUUGCCUAAAUUUGAAAUUUCCAUGUUAUUACACUUUGUGAUUCAAUGAUGCAAGUAUGCAAUUAUUUAUGAAAACUAUUUUUUUAAAAGAAAAUAAUGACAAGACAAACUUGGUAUACCAUUUUUAGUAUUGUCAAAUACAUAAAAUAUUAUAAAUUAAUCUAAAAUGACUAAAGCUACAAAAUUUGACUUAUUAUAGAGGAAGGUAUUUUCAUGAAAAAUAUUUUUUUGAAACCUCAAUAAUACAAUGCAUUCAAUAUAAUUCAACAAAGAAAGUUUAGGAAGAUAGAUUGAACACAAAUCUUACUUAAAUUUGUGAAUUAAAAAGAUUAUUUUUAUUAAUAUAAUAUAAUAUAAUUAAUUAAAAGAAGAGAUGAAAAGAGGAAAGGCGAGUCGGAAAAGGGUCGUAGUUGUGGUAAGCAAAACAUUUGGUAUAUGUUACAACUCUUUCUUGUUCCCCUAACGCUCAAUUUUCCCCCCCACCCCGAUCUACCAACUACUAUACUAAAUUCCCCCCACCACAGCCCAGCUGUUGUCAUCUUCUUUCUGUGUUUCUCAUUCUUCCUCUUCCUCUUCUCUUCUCUUCUCUUUAUCUCUCACUUCAUCACCACCGACAGAUCUUCAAUUUCUUCACAGAUCUUCUUCACACACUGCACGCCCACACUUGUUGAAGUGUAUGUUUUAAACCCACAAACCCACAACCCACCCACCUGGGUCUUGUUCCUUUUUUGCCACUGAAGUGGUAAUUUCGAAUUCUGGGUGUAUGAUGAUGGAGUAGUGCUUGCUGUUUAGGGUUUAAGUUUUUUUUUUUUUUUACUUUAUCUGGAUUGGGGGUUUAUUAUUGAUGGCGUCGGAGCUUGUGGGUGUUAGUUCUACUCAGAGCUGGAAAGAUAUGUACAGAGGCAUGUCAUCUGAUAAUAUUAAAGGAUUGGUUCUUGCAUUGUCUUCUAGUAUAUUCAUUGGUGCUAGCUUCAUCGUUAAGAAAAAGGGAUUAAAGAAAGCUGGUGCUUCUGGCGUCAGGGCUGGAGUUGGAGGAUACUCGUACCUUUUUGAGCCACUCUGGUGGGUGGGCAUGGCAACUAUGAUUGUUGGAGAGGUUGCUAAUUUUGCAGCUUAUGCAUUUGCCCCUGCCAUUCUGGUGACUCCUCUUGGUGCUCUCAGUAUUAUAAUAAGUGCUGUCCUUGCACAUAUUAUAUUGCGAGAGAGGCUACACACAUUUGGAAUUCUAGGUUGUGCCUUAUGUGUUGUUGGUUCCAUCACUAUUGUGUUGCAUGCUCCACAAGAACGUCAGAUCGAAUCUGUGACGGAAGUGUGGGAUCUUGCUACUGAGCCAGCUUUUCUCUUCUAUGCCGCUCUGGUGAUAACAACUUCCCUAGUUCUCAUAUUUCACUAUCUUCCACAAUAUGGGCAGACACACAUUAUGUUUUAUAUUGGAGUUUGCUCGCUAGUAGGUUCUUUAUCGGUUAUGAGUGUCAAAGCAAUUGGCAUUGCUUUGAAGUUGACAUUAUCAGGAAUGAAUCAAUUAAUAUAUCCACAGACUUGGGCGUUCACAAUGAUUGUCAUUGUCUGUAUUAUCACACAAAUGAAUUACUUAAACAAGGCCCUUGACACAUUCAAUACAGCUGUUGUCUCACCGAUAUACUAUGUCAUGUUUACUUCUUUAACUAUUUUGGCCAGCGUCAUCAUGUUCAAGGACUGGGAUAGGCAAAAUCCAACACAAAUAGUAACAGAAUUGUGUGGGUUUGUGACUAUUCUUUCUGGGACUUUUCUUCUUCACAAAACCAAAGACAUGGUUGAUGGUCCCCCAACGUUACCUGUGCGACUACCCAAGCACACAGAUGAUGAGGAUGGUUUUGGACAAGAAGGUAUUCCUUUGAAGCGGCAAGAUUCUUUGAGAUCAUAGUAGUGUUCGCACAAAUGAGGAGGAUGGUUUUGGACAAGAAAGGUAUUCCCUUGAAGCGGCAAGAUUCUUUGAGAUCAUAGUGUGUGAUAUUUGUAUUCCUCUUCCUCCCCCCCCCUUGCUUCUCUUUCUUUUCACCCUGGUUCAGGAAGCCAUUUUAACUUCAGCCACGCAAUCCCCUCAUUUGUUCUUCCUCCAAGAAGAGACCACACAACCAAUUGUAUUCUAUUGGACUGUUUUUUGUUAUAUGUAGUGAGAGUAACAAGGAAGAGCUUUUCUUACCA
Capsicum annuum is the source of this 2777-nucleotide messenger RNA. Its product is annotated as probable magnesium transporter NIPA4. Bases 1438 to 2496 code for a protein of 352 amino acids. Gene Ontology annotation, biological process: magnesium ion transport. The record is from RefSeq and is a predicted model, not a curated record. Gene Ontology annotation, molecular function: magnesium ion transmembrane transporter activity. Lineage: Eukaryota; Viridiplantae; Streptophyta; Magnoliopsida; Solanales; Solanaceae. The transcript is spliced from 9 exons. Gene Ontology annotation, cellular component: membrane.